AUGGUGUCUUUCAUCGCAAUCACAGCUCUGCUUGCUAGUCUUGUCAAUGCCGCACCUCAUUCCAAGGAUCGUACUAGCGUCGGGCUAAAUGCCCUUGCCCAGGGUCGAGGCAAACAAUGGUUUGGCAGUGCGGCUGAUAUCCCUGGAACAGCGGAGACGACAGACACCGCAUACUUAAAGAUCUUGCACCAUGAGUUUGGCGAGUUGACUCCAGCCAAUGCCCUGAAGUUCAUGUAUACCGAACCCGAGCAGAAUGUGUUCAAUUUUACCGAAGGGGACGAGUUCAUGCGCCUCGCCGAGAGAUACCAGUCUAAGGUGCGCUGUCACAACCUCGUGUGGGCUAGCCAAGUCUCGGACUUUGUCACUUCAAAUACCUGGACCGCCGAGGAGCUUAAGGCAGUCAUGAAAAACCACAUUUUCAAGACGGUACAGCAUUUCGGAAAGCGUUGCUAUUCUUGGGAUGUCGUCAAUGAAGCCCUCAACAGCGAUGGCACCUUCUCCUCUAGCGUUUGGUAUGAUACUAUCGGAGAGGAAUACUUCUACCUCGCAUUCCAAUACGCGCAGCAGGCUCUUGCUCAAAUCGGUGCUCAGAAUGUCAAGCUCUAUUACAACGACUAUGGUAUUGAGAAUCCCGGAACUAAGGUGGAUGCUGUACUGGGACUUGUGAAAAACCUACGCAAGCGGGGAAUUCGAAUUGACGGCGUUGGUCUUGAGUCCCACUUUAUUGUUGGCGAGACGCCCUCUCUCACCGACCAGGUUGCCACCAAAAGGGCUUACAUUAAUGCUGAUUUGGAUGUGGUUGUCACGGAACUCGACAUUCGUUUCGCUGCGGAGCCUUACUACUCCGCUGAUGCGCAGAACCAGCAAGCUGCGGAUUACUACACCAGCGUUGAAAGCUGUCUUCAAGUCGGUCGCCGUUGUCUUGGUGUUGUUGUUUGGGAUUUUGAUGAUGCGUACUCUUGGGUUCCUAGCGCCUUUGCUGGACAGGGAGGCGCAACUCUGUUCAAUGAUACACUUGAAGCCAAGCCGGCGUAUUAUGCUGUCUCGGAGGCCCUCCAGGGAAAGAAAUGUACUGUGUGCUAG
Messenger RNA from Penicillium soppii, 1083 nucleotides. RefSeq names its product Glycoside hydrolase superfamily. Gene Ontology annotation, molecular function: hydrolase activity, hydrolyzing O-glycosyl compounds. The transcript is spliced from 2 exons. The record is from RefSeq and is a predicted model, not a curated record. Gene Ontology annotation, biological process: carbohydrate metabolic process. NCBI's taxonomy places the organism in Eukaryota, Fungi, Ascomycota, Eurotiomycetes, Eurotiales, Aspergillaceae. Bases 1 to 1083 code for a protein of 360 amino acids.